This is a messenger RNA of Cygnus olor (mute swan), 582 nucleotides long. RefSeq names its product vasculin-like. The coding region runs from base 14 to 262 and encodes 82 amino acids. Gene Ontology annotation, cellular component: nucleus. Gene Ontology annotation, biological process: DNA-templated transcription; positive regulation of DNA-templated transcription. Gene Ontology annotation, molecular function: DNA binding; RNA binding. The transcript has 2 exons. The record is from RefSeq and is a predicted model, not a curated record. NCBI's taxonomy places the organism in Eukaryota, Metazoa, Chordata, Aves, Anseriformes, Anatidae.
GUUGUUAAAGGAGAUGGGCUGGCAGGAAGAGAGUGAAAAUGAUGAAACAUGUGCUCCACUAACAGAGGAUGAGAUGAGGGAAUUCCAAGCCAUUAGUGAACAGUUACAAAAAAAUGGUCUUCGGAAAAACGGCAUUUUGAAAAAUGGCCUUAUCUGUGAUUUUAAAUUUAGCCCCUGGAAAAACAGCACUUUCCAACCUGCUCUGGAGAAUGAUGAUUCUGAGACAAGCAGCAGUGAUACAUCAGAUGAUGAUGAUGUGUGAAGAUUUCUGUAACAUCUGUAGAUGCUCGUUUUUUUCUCAUGAAAAUAUGGGGAUGUAUGGUUUAAAACAAAUCUUAAUUUAUGUAGUAACAUGCCUCAUUAGAGGAAGAUUGAUGGGACUUCUCUCUGAAGAAAGCAAGAAACAUUGUGUUGGGUGUGUUGAACAUUGCUAUAAUUUCUUUGUAAACAAAUGUUUUAGAAUGAGGACUUGGGUUGACCCAGCAUUGACUUUCUUCCUCACUGCAGCAUUUCUGACUAGCAAUGUGACAAUGUAACAAAUCAGACUUUCUCAUUUAAUAAUAAAAACAAAAAGAAUUGCAA